Messenger RNA from Ctenopharyngodon idella (grass carp), 6314 nucleotides. It is a transcript of the gene tdrd6b, whose product is annotated as tudor domain-containing 6. The transcript is spliced from 5 exons. The record is from RefSeq and is a predicted model, not a curated record. Bases 287 to 5815 code for a protein of 1842 amino acids. Lineage: Eukaryota; Metazoa; Chordata; Actinopteri; Cypriniformes; Xenocyprididae.
GUUAAAACAUCCAGUGGCGUUUUUUUUUUAAUCGCGAUUGUUCUCAGUUGACUUUAUAAGUGUAGUAAAAUCAGUCAGUCGUGGCAUCCAUGUAUAUGAUGGGGAGAAAUUCACGUUUGCCCUGGUGCCUUUGAGGCUUUUAGAAGACCACAGCUGAAAGAGCUUAUAGUUGCCGAUGGAUAUAAGUGUAUGCUUUAACCAAAUGCUGCGCCUGUCGUGGAGACUGACGAAGAUUCCCUCCAUUUCUGCUCUUUAACCAUUUGGAAAGGCAAGAUUCUCAACCAAGAUGUGUUCAAUACCUGGUUUGCCAGAAGUUGGAUCCAAUUUGACUGUUCAUAUUGCAAGAGUCUCUUUAAACCCACACACUAUCUUUGUGGAAUUUGGAGGGAAUUUAAAUCAUAGACAAGAGGCCAUUGAAUUAUAUCAACAACUAAAAGACAUAGAAGUCCUUAGGAAACAGCAGCAAACUUUUGAAGGCAAACCUGGAGAAGUAUGCUUAAUAUAUGAAGAUAGAGCUUGGUACAGAGCAAGGAUACUUUCAAAAUCUGAACAUGAAUACAAGAUGUUCCUAAUUGAUGACGGUAAAUUACUUUGGGCCUCAAGCAAAGUUUUGACAAAAGGUCCACGCAACCUUUGCAGUCUGCCUCCCAAAGUAGAGCUUUGUAUACUGGCCAGUGUGUCACCUCUAUGUCUUGAGAGUGCAUGGUCUCAGGCCGCUUCAGAUUUCAUCAGAUCUUUGUGUGGGAAAAACAUCUCUGGGUGUGUUCAGGAUGUGAUAAUGCCUUCAAGAAUCAUUCUCCUUGACAUUCCAAGCAUAUCCAAACAAAUGUAUGAACUUGGAUUUGCUAGAAAGAUGCCUCAUGAAGACUUUAAAAGCCUUGUAAUGCAUUCACUGCAUUUGCCAAGAAAUCCUUCCAUACAGACAGAUGUUGCAACUACAGAUGAUCAGCAGGAGCAAGCCAGUGACCCUGACAAGUUGCAUCAAUACUUGUAUCCAGAGUUGUUGCCUGGAACAAUUGAGAUUGUAAGUGUAACACAAGUUGUUCAUCCGUUGAAAGUCUUUUGCAAGCUGCAUGUCUUUUCACAAGAGCUCAAGAAAUUAAGUGAUCAGCUCCAUGAAUACUAUGAAGAUACAUUCUCUGCUCAGAUGCCAGUGCCGCUGUCUGAUGGGUCUCCAUGUGCUACCAAAGGAAGUGAUGGCAAUUGGUAUCGAUCUGUACUUCAGCAGAACAACAUCUCUGAUGUUGUCAAGGUCUUUCAUGUUGAUUAUGGAAUUGGAGAUUUCGUUAAACUCUGCAAUAUCAGACCCUUAUAUGCAAGGUUCUUCCAAUUGCCAGUUGUCACCUAUGCAUGCUCUCUACAUGGUGUCAUUGACAAAGGGAUUGGAUGGAGGACCGAUCAGAUAGAUUAUCUGAAGUCUGUUGUACUCAAUCAAAUCCUUGUUGGAAAAUUUGAGCAUUUCAGUGUGAAUGAGGGUGUUUAUUAUGUAACGCUUUAUGGAAAUGACAGUGUGAAUGUGAACAACACAUUUGGCCACAGAGAGCGGUGUUUGUCAGUGACUGAGAGGAUUUGUGGUGAUCCAACUCUUGAGACUCUAAACAAAGUGACAUGCAAGUAUUCGUAUGACAGAAAUGUGUCUGUACAUUCUCUCCAUUCACCUGAUUUAACCAGGUGCUCCAAUUCUCUUGAAGAUGUCACUGUAGUCAGACCUUCCAAAACUAAAGAAAUACAACCCACAGAGGUAGGGCACUCACCGAAUAUUGGUGCUGCUCCACCCCUUCAAAGUGGUGCAUAUGUUGAUUCACCACACAAAAUUGAAGUGGGUGCAAAGGAGAAGGUACGAAUAACCUGUGUCCAAAGUGUCAACCAGUUCUAUGGCCAUUUUGCACAAAAUACUGAUACGGUUAAGAAAAUGACCAAAGAUAUUCAACAACUGUGUCGCAAGCAACUACAAACAAAGUUUUCAAUUUGCCCUAAGAUGAUGUGUCUUGCUAAAUAUGCAGAUGGGCAGUGGCACAGAGGACAAAUUGAAUCCACGCAUCCAAAAAUACUUGUCCAAUUUGUAGACUAUGGUGACUUGGUGAUUUUGGAUAAAUCUGAUAUUCUACCACUUCCUCCGAAGGCUAGUGCGAUUGCAUCCACUCCCAUUCAGGCUGUUCAGUUUGAACUUUUCAAUGUAACAUUACCUGAGCCAUGUGAGAUUAAUGACUGGUUCAGAAACUACGCUACAGACUGCAUGUUCACUGUCAUCGUGAAACAAAAUACCUUGGGCAAACUAUCAGUGGAGAUGUAUGAUGAGAAAACAAACCUCAACUUAAAAAUUAAAGAGCAGUGGAACAAGACCAAAAGAAACAUCGGCAAAGGAACCGAUAAGAAUUGUACCUUUAAAGAGUCUUCAGAAGCAGUGGAGUCUAGAGGGUUAAGACAUAAUUUAAGCACUGCAUCACAAGCACAUGAGAAAACUUCUAAGAAAGUCACGAAACCAGUUGUUCAAGGCACAUUGGAACAAAACUUCCAGUCUGUUACUAGUCACGCAACUGGACACAGUAGAGCUAGGCCAAAUUUUUUAAAGCAACAAGUGACUUGUCGUUAUCCAAAGCUCACCGAUCUUCCCUCAAGAGCCUUGGAUGCAGGAUAUGUUUCAGACAUCUAUGUUUCUCACUGCAAUAGUCCAUCAAGUUUCUUUGUACAAUUGACAAGUGAUGAAGAUGAAAUAUUUUCCCUUCUCGACAAACUUAAUUCUGCUCAGUUAAGUGAUGCACAAGUUGAACUAAACUUGUUGCAGUCAGGUGACCUGGUGAGAGCUGAAUAUCCUGCUGAUGGGGCCUGGUAUCGUGCUGUUGUUCAAAACAAGAGAGAUGGCAUGGUUGAAGUGCAGUUUAUUGAUUUUGGGAAUGAGGUGACACUUCUGCCCCUUAAAGUGCGGCAACUUGGCAAGCAGUUCCUUAGCACCCCCAGGCUCAGUAUUCAUUGCAAGCUUGAGGAUGGUUGGAGAAGAGGAAAAAGAGAUUGGACCCAGGAAGAGAUAAUGACAUUCAAAAAGGCAGCAGGUGAAAAUGGUGAGAAGAAAAUUCAAUGCAAGUUUAUCAGAGAGGACGUAUCUACUUGGCUUGUCAGUUUAGAACACCAGGGUGUUGUAUUGGGAGGGCCUUUGUUUAAUGAUGCUCUCAAAUCAGGUGCUCAGACUGAAUCACAAAUGUGCUGCAAUGAAGAUACCCAGCCGUUAACAUUCAAGGAACCAGCUUUAACUCAAGGACAAAUUGUAGAAGCAUAUGCUUCAUCUAUUGAUGGACCAAAUUACUUCUGGUGCCAGUUCAAAAACUCAGAGGAACUUGACAAAGUCUCCCUGCUUGCACAAGAAAUUGGAAACUGUAGUCGAACAAAACCAAUUCAGCCAGAUCAGUUACGGCAAGGAGGACUGUGCAUAGCAUGCUUUUCUGACCAGCUGUGGUACCGUGCACAGGUUAUCAAUACACAUGAUAAAACAGUCUCUGUUCUUUUUAUAGAUUAUGGAAAUGAGUCUGAAAUCGAUCUGAACUUCAUUAAGUCCCUGCCGACCAAGCUCCUGGAAAGCCCGCCACAAGCAUUUCUUUGUCAGUUAGAAGUUUUGGGGUCCGUUGAUGGCACUUGGAGUGACACUGCAGCUAAUACAUUUUUUGAGCUUCUAGUGGAUGAACCUUUGAAAGUGACUAUUCAGAAAAUGGUAAUGUCCUCUGACCUUCCAAAGCGUCCUCAGUACAGUGUCCUUGUUGAAUGUAAAGGGCUAAUUGUUAAUGAUUUUAUGAAAGAUUCCUGGUGUGACCCCAAACCUCAAGUCUGUAGCAAAGUAAGUGUGGCCGCUAAAACAAAACCCUCUGCAGGUAUGGACAAUUUUGUAGUAACAAGCUCUGAAUACGUUCAGAAAGAUGAAACUGAAUCAAAUCAAGAAGUUCAACGCCAUGAUAGAUGUCAGUUAGAAUGUGUUGCAGCCAAGACCCAAGACCAAAGCAUUACGAACACAAUGUCUACUGAAGAAGAUGGAAACAGAAUAGUUUCUGAUCUAUCAGCGCAGUGUUUACCUCAAGUUGGAGAUCUUCCUCCUCGUGUGAUAGAACCUGGUACAGUGUCUGAAGUGUAUAUUUCACACAUCAACAGCCUGACACAUUUUUUUGUGCAACUGGCAGAGGAUGAGAAUACAUUAUUCUCCCUCAGCGAGCUAUUGAAUUCCCCUCAGCCAUCUGAGAAAGAUGAAGUGAAUGCAUUCAGUGUUCAGCAGGGAAGUUUGGUGAAGGCCAUGUUUCCUGAAGAUGAUUCCUGGUAUCGUGCUGUUGUGAAGGACACUGCUGAAAAUGGCAAUAUUCAGGUAGAGUUCAUAGAUUUUGGAAAUGAGGCAACUGUAUCUCCCUUUGAAAUUCGCCUACUUGAUGAGCGGCUACUGUCAUACCCAAGGUUCAGCAUUCACUGCAGCUGUAGUGUAGAUGAUCGAUUCAAGACUCAGGGAAUGAAGGAGCAGAUAUGUAUCUUCAAAAAAAUAUUCGGUGAUACUGGUGAGAACACUCUCUCUUGCAAAUUUAUCAAAGAAGAUGUCAUCACUUGGGAAGUUAAAAUGACUCCCAGUGGCAGCUCAUCAGAUUCGUUGAGUGAGAAAUGGGAUAAUUUAGACUUGAAUGCAUUACUGGCAGAUUCCAAACCUGUGAAGGAGACAUUCCAACUGCUCUUCAAGAAACCAGAUGUGUCUUUAGGACAGACGGUAGAAGCUUUUGCAUCGUGCAUUGUUGGACCAAAUUAUUUCUGGUGCCAGUUUUCAAACUCUGAAAUACUUGAUCAAAUCACCCACGUUGCCCAAGAAUAUGGAAACUCUAGUGAGACGGAGCCAAUUCUGCUGGAUAAUUUGGAUCCUGGAAGCCUGUGCUUGGCUCGUUUCUCAGAUGAUCAGAUGUGGUAUCGUGCACAGGUUACUAAUAAAUGCACAAACACUGUUUCUGUCCUAUUUGUUGACUUCGGAAAUGAGUCUGAAACCAGCGAAGGCUCUGUUAAGGCACUGCCUUGUGACUUGCUGGAAAAUCCACCUCAAGCUUUUCUGUGUCAGUUAGAAGGAUUUGAUCUGUCAUCCGGAUCGUGGGACAGUGUAUCUACUGAUAACUUCUAUGAGCUCAUAGUGGAUAAACCUCUGAAAGUAACUGUGCAUUGCAUUGCCAAUACCCUGGACCCUAACAGCCCUCCAUAUUAUGUUACAGUUGAGUCUCCGCAAUGUCUUGUAAAUGAGCUCAUGGCAAAGUUUUUCAGUAAUUCUGUACAACAUAAUCAGAACUCUGUGGAGGUGAUAGAAUCCCUUGAACAAUCCACUGCAUCAACAUCUGUAGAUCAGCCUGUUUCAGAGGAUAAAACAAGUGUGAACCUUGCAACCUCAACAGAGGAAAAUCACACAAGUGAACCUUAUUGUGCUGAACAACAUGGAGGUAAUAAAAUCAAACUGUUAGAAGCAAAUGAUGAAUUGGAUGAUGUACCUGAAAACAAAGUGGAUGAUCAGUUUGGAGGAGAUGUUAUUGCUGCUACAACAAAUUCUGAUGACAUUGCUAAUGAUCCUACAAGGACAAAUUCAGUUUUAGAAAUUCAAGAAGUCUGUCAGGAAUCUGACAAUGGAGUUCCUGUUGGAUCAGCUGAGCCAAUGCUGCUGCAUACUGAGGAAAAUGGAAAAGAUAUGGAAAAUUCUGAAAAAGGCAUCCCGAUGAUACCAAGCAGAAGUUCAGAUUGGGUAGCUGGUUUAGAAAAUCAGAAGUUACCCAUGGUUUGCACUGAAGAUUCAUGUGACUCUGUAAAGUGCAUCUCCAAAUGAGUAAAAUUUUAUACUAUUUAUUGUGGAAAGGUAUAAUCUGUUUUCAUGGGGAAAAUUAAUGCGCAACUAACAAAUUUUUCAAAUGGACAGCUCAGCCUGUGAAAGAUUAGAGAUUUUAUUUGCCAUGCUGAUUGUCAUGUGUCUUGUAAUUUUAAAAAGCAGCAUGAAGCUUGUCUGAUUGCAUUGUUAGGUUUUGUCGAUACCCAAGUUUAUCAUUGUAGAUGCUAAGGUAAUUAUAUUUUCUGAAUUGAUAAUCAUACUUUUUUUUUUUUUUUUUUUUUUUUUAAUAACACAAGUGUUUGUGAAUUUGAUGGUUGUACCGAAAGUACAAGUAUUUUGGACCUCAAUCCUGCCCUCCCUUCAUCCAGUUGUCUGUUUAUAUGGGGUACAUGAUUGUGUGAUGGGAGCUCUUUUCCCAUCCUUUUUGUGAAAUAAAUAGUUUGUAUUCCUUUAAGGUGUUUGAAUGAUUUGUUGGAAUAAAACCUGUUUAUAAAGUUGG